GCCAGGGAUUUGACCUGAAAGGGCUCGUCCCACGUGGACUUAUUCUCAGCCCUUUAAUGGCUGGCUUUUUCCAAAGGUCGCCAAUCCGCUAGGAGUUGUUAGUUAGUGGCAGCCUCUUCUGCCAAUUGUCCCUCAGAAGUAGGAUCCCGCUGUCCAAUAGUGGUCCGCUGGUAGGCGGGCCUGGCACUUGCACGGUGACAAAGCUCUAUGGCGCGCUCCAUUGGCCGGAUCAAACCCAAGCGAGGCUCUAAUUGGCCAGUGCUUCCGGAGGGUUGCAAUUCAAACGCGGGCGGGUGGGCCCGAAUCCCUGCAGUUGCAGUCGUGUUCUCUUGAGUUCCUGUCCUACUGCCAGCGCCGCCCGUAUGGCCUCCCAGAACCGCGACCCAGCCGCCGCCAGCGUCACCGCCCCCCGGAAAGGAGCUGAGCCCAGCGGAGGCGCCGCCCGAGGCCCCGUGGGCAAGAGGCUACAGCAGGAACUGAUGACCCUCAUGAUGUCUGGCGACAAAGGAAUUUCUGCCUUCCCUGAAUCAGACAACCUUUUCAAAUGGGUGGGGACCAUCUAUGGAGCAGCUGGCACAGUAUACGAAGACCUGAGGUAUAAGCUCUCUCUGGAGUUCCCCAGUGGCUACCCUUAUAAUGCGCCCACGGUGAGGUUCCUCACACCCUGCUACCACCCCAACGUGGACACCCAGGGUAACAUCUGCCUGGACAUCCUGAAGGACAAGUGGUCUGCCCUGUAUGAUGUCAGGACCAUCCUGCUCUCCAUCCAGAGCCUGCUCGGAGAGCCCAACAUUGACAGCCCUUUGAACACACAUGCUGCCGAGCUCUGGAAAAACCCCACAGCCUUUAAGGAGUACCUUCAAGAAACCUACUCAAAGCAGGUCUCCAGCCAAGAACCCUGACUGUCCAGCCUCUCUCCUGUGUUGUCUUUUUAUUUUUUCCUUAGAUGGUCUGUCCUUUCCCUGAUUUCUCUAUAGAACUCUGUAUCUUAAGCUGUGGUGUCAUUUUUGUUUUGUUUGUUUUUUAAAUUAAGUCUCUGGUUGAGCCCUUGUGAAUAUAGUAAAUAAAUACAUUUUGGGUUUUUUA
Manis javanica (Malayan pangolin) is the source of this 1086-nucleotide messenger RNA. RefSeq names its product ubiquitin conjugating enzyme E2 C (gene UBE2C). The record is from RefSeq and is a predicted model, not a curated record. NCBI's taxonomy places the organism in Eukaryota, Metazoa, Chordata, Mammalia, Pholidota, Manidae.